Molecule: messenger RNA, 456 nt
Organism: Protopolystoma xenopodis
Lineage: Eukaryota; Metazoa; Platyhelminthes; Monogenea; Polystomatidea; Polystomatidae
Source: the annotation of a GenBank genome assembly
AUGGCCAAUCCACAUGACUCGGCUCGACUGUUCGGUGGUCCGGGUCAGGCGCUCCCUCCGUCGUCACGGCGCCGGACGCUGGACCGGAAACUACAUUACGUCCCUUUUGCGCAAACAUUUGCCGGGACUGUGUGUGCAAGGAGUACAUGUUUAUGCGUCCGGAUGGACCAGACAACGUGUCAGUUGGCCAGCCCACUUUAUAUGAAUUCGCGAGUGGCCGACUUUGUGAGGGAAAGACAACCUUACUUUGGCAUCGGCGCAGAUGAGCUGGCGUCUGUCGCUCCUCCCUCCACUCGGCCCAACAGGAUAGACAGUCUGCGGUUGCUAUGCGGGACAGACUACUCGGCCAGAGGAUUGGUUGCCUCGGCAACACGUAAUCUAGCCUCGUUCGUGGGCUUCGUCCUCUUUUACUCGCAUUUGCCCUACUCUCGUGGCUUGAAGACUUUGCCUCAGUGA